This is a messenger RNA of Closterium sp. Naga37s-1, 528 nucleotides long. The record is from the annotation of a GenBank genome assembly. NCBI's taxonomy places the organism in Eukaryota, Viridiplantae, Streptophyta, Zygnematophyceae, Desmidiales, Closteriaceae.
AUGGAGCUCUACAACCGCGACACGGCUGCAGCCGAUCCGCACAUAGUCGAUCAGGGAGGCGCGGGGAACGUCAACGUGCGCGCACGCAUGGAGGUGCCGUCUACCUCACAGCCAGUCACUUCGACGCCCACGUUUACUGCCCCCCCUGCGCAGGAUACACCCUCAUCGAAGCGUCCGCGAUUGCGUGAGACGGCAACCAUGCAGGUCGCCAUGCUCGUCUCGGAUACUAUCAAGAGCUGCCAUGGUGACGCGAUGAACCGGCUCGAGACCCUCGUGCGUGAGUGGAUGCAGCAGGACGUCCGACUGUCUCGGGAGCGCGCGCAACAGCAUGGCGGGUCUCCUGCUGCUCACACCAUCCGCACCGAAGGCCCCCCACCGGCAGCUACCGGACACGCACGCGCAGGUGGGCGCGAUGAUCCUGCCGUUGACCAUCCUGAAGAGGCUACGAACGAGGAUGGCGAUAAGGCCGACGAGGUCAACCCUGAUGCGGAUGACGUGGAGAUAUGGGUGCACGGCGACGACGAGUGA